ACUCCAUUCUUUAGUUUUAUUAAGUUCUCAUCAUACAUCCAAAUGGCUUCCAAAGCAAUACUUGUUCUUCUUCUUCAUAUCGUUAGUACCGCUGCUGAUAUGUCUGGUGAUGGUCGCCGGCGGAAGCUUGAGGAGGAGCAUGGAAUGAGAUUCGAUUUUUCAUUCAGUAGUGGGUUCGAAAUUGGUUAUGUGUUUUCUUUAGUUUCAAUAGUAACCAUUUUUAUGUCGUAUUGUGUUCCCUGGCCUGAUAUCAAGCAGAUAAACAAGACGAAGAAAAACAUGAUGAAUACUCCUUCACUCAUGACUUUGUUAAUGGCCAGGCCUCAAAUUCUUGGAGAAAAGAUGAAAAACAGAAGUCUUCAACACUUUGUUGUAAAUUGCCAAUACCUGGGCGAACCCAACUCAAAUAUUUUAUGGCUCUUAGAUCAUUUGAGCUCCAAUACAACUGUUGACUUUGAGCUUAGACAGAUUUUAGUUCAGUAUUUUUUUUUAUUGGGUUUUGAAUCGUCACUAAUAAAACAUUACCAUAUUAGGAUAUAAGAGAUUUCAAUCCAAAUCUCAACUUUUUAUAACCUUAAGGAUUGUGAAUAAACCAACCAAAUUAAACAUCAUUGGUAUUUCGAACAUACUCCUCUCUAAUCUGUUUGGGAUUGUUCAUGGAAAAAACAAAAAAAAAAAAAAAAGUCUCUGUUGGGCUUAGAUCCAUUUAACUAAGAUUGAAACU
Hevea brasiliensis (rubber tree) is the source of this 724-nucleotide messenger RNA. RefSeq lists its product as uncharacterized. Bases 43 to 540 code for a protein of 165 amino acids. The transcript is spliced from 2 exons. The record is from RefSeq and is a predicted model, not a curated record. Lineage: Eukaryota; Viridiplantae; Streptophyta; Magnoliopsida; Malpighiales; Euphorbiaceae.